This is a messenger RNA of Zingiber officinale, 1329 nucleotides long. Its product is annotated as phospholipase A1 EG1, chloroplastic/mitochondrial-like. The coding region runs from base 1 to 1260 and encodes 419 amino acids. The transcript has a single exon. The record is from RefSeq and is a predicted model, not a curated record. NCBI's taxonomy places the organism in Eukaryota, Viridiplantae, Streptophyta, Magnoliopsida, Zingiberales, Zingiberaceae. Gene Ontology annotation, molecular function: glycerophospholipid phospholipase A1 activity. Gene Ontology annotation, cellular component: chloroplast. Gene Ontology annotation, biological process: lipid metabolic process.
AUGGCUUCCAUGCAAGCUCAUACCUUGCUCCUCCCAAUGACUGGCGUUCCCAUUGCGUCGUCCCUGAGAAAGAGUAGCUUUAAGUCGGAAAUGAAGCUCAACGCGAAUACAAGGCGCGAUUCAACGCUGGCUGGUGAAUGGAGGAAGAUCCAAGGCGCCAACGACUGGGCCGACCUGAUCAACCCGUUGAGCCCUUUGCUCCGCGACGAGCUAGUUCGAUAUGGAGAGCUGGUCGCCGCUUGCUACAAGGCCUUUGACUUGGACCCUCGCUCGCGUAGGUACUUGAAUUGCAAGUACGGCCAGGCGCAAAUGCUUGACGAGGUGGGGCUCGGCGGGGCGGGCUAUCAAGUGACCAAGUAUAUCUAUGCGACCCCCGAUGUAUGCGCCCCGAUGCGCGACCGCAGCCGAUGGGUCGGCUACGUGGCGGUGGCCGUGGAUGGCGACGCGCGGCGUUGUCUGGGGCGGCGCGAUGUGGUGGUGGCGUUCCGUGGCACGGUGACCCGGGCCGAGUGGGCCGCCAACAUGAUGAGCGCGCUUCGGGCUGCCGAUCUGGACCCGGCCGAGCCGCGGCCCGAGGUUCGGGCCGAGUCGGGUUUUCUCAACCUCUACACGUCCGAUGACGGCGCGAACCGGUUCGGCCAGGGGAGCUGCCGGGAGCAGCUGCUGGGCGAGAUCGCCCGGCUCGUCCGAGUCUACGGGGGCGAGGAGAUCAGCAUCACAUUGGCCGGCCACAGCAUGGGUUCGGCCCUGGCGCUGCUGCUGGGGUACGACCUGGCGGAGCUGGGCCUGAACCGGCUUCGGCCCGGCGGAGAGCCGGCGCCGAUCACGGUCUACUCCUUCGGCGGGCCGCGGGCGGGGAACACUGGGUUCAAGCGCCGGUGCGACGAGCUCGGAGUCAAGGUGCUGAGGGUGGUCAACGUCAGGGACCCAGUGACGAAGCUGCCGGGGCUGUUGCUGAACGAGAGCUCCGGCGGGCGGCGCGCGGGCGGAGUCGAGUGCUAUGCCCACGUCGGCGUCGAGCUGGGACUGGAUUUCUUCGACCUACGUAACCCUGCGGCCGUGCAUGACCUGCGGACGUAUAUAACGCUCUUGAAGUGCCCAAAGCAUGCGGCGAAGGAGGAAGACGUCAAUUUGGUCGACCAAAUGAUGGAGAAGGUUAAGAAGAUGGUGCAGCAACAAGGAAGGAAGGUUGUGGGAUGGCCAUGGCAGGACAUGGUAAGGCAGGUAGGAAAUUUGGUGCAGACUCUGAGCAUGAUCUGAGGCAUGCAAACUUCCUCAUUUUUAAAAAAAUUAAAGGAGGAAUUGCAUUAUUGUCGACGUUAAUUUUUU